UUAUUUAGCUGUUCUUGCAUGUAGCUCCCAAGCUUUCCACUGCUCGAGUUAGUGAAGCAUUUAUUUUUGAGUCAGCUGCAUUUCUUAAGACUGUAACAACGAAAGGCAUUUCCUGAGAAACAGCAAGGAUGAGCAGCAAGAAAGAACAACAGCUAAGGAAAUAUGGGACCCUUGUAGUGUUUUUUAUCUUGCAAGUUCAGAUUUUUGGUAUUGAUGUUGACAAUCGACCUACAACAGAUGUCUGCUCAACACACACAAUUUUACCUGGACCAAAAGGGGAUGAAGGUGAAAAGGGAGACAGAGGAGAAGUAGGCAAACAAGGAAAAGUUGGACCAAAAGGACCAAAAGGAAACAAAGGACCAGUGGGCGAUGUUGGUGACCAGGGAAUGCUUGGUAAAAUUGGUCCAAUUGGAGGAAAGGGCGACAAAGGAGCCAAAGGCUUACCGGGGGUUUCAGGAAAAAAAGGAAAAGCAGGCACGGUCUGUGACUGUGGAAGAUACCGCAGGUUUGUUGGACAACUGAAUAUAAAUGUUGCUCGUCUUAACACAUCCAUCAAGUUUGUGAAGAAUGUUAUAGCAGGUAUCAGGGAGACAGAUGAGAAAUUCUAUUACAUUGUGAAAGAAGAGAAGAAUUACAGAGAAGCCUUGAUCCACUGCAGGGACAGAGGAGGAUCACUGGCCAUGCCUAAAGAUGAGGAAACCAAUGCCCUGAUUGCUGACUACAUCUCCAGCAGUGGCCUGUUCACAGCCUUCAUUGGGCUGAAUGCCAUGGAAAGAGAAGGACAGUUUGUGUACGCAGACAACAGCCCACUGCAGAACUACAGUAACUGGAAGCAAGGGGAGCCUCAUGACCCAGAUGGUCACAAGGACUGCGUGGAAAUGCUCAGCACAGGAGAGUGGAACGACUCUGAGUGCCAAGUCACCAUCUACUUCGUCUGUGAAUUCCCCAAGAGGAGGAAAUGAAAGUGCCAGAGAAUGUGCCUGGCACCUGCUGUAUAUACAAUAACCUAUCCUCAUUCAUUUAUGGUAGGGAAAGCAAAUCAGGGAUAAGAAACUGGGAACAGGGCUCCAGCCUUCACAUCACUGGGCUAAGCAAGUGUAACUACUGUUUAGUCACCAGUGACUGUAAAGUCAGCACAGGUCUGCAGGGAGCAUCCAGGCUGUUGCAAAAGUGUAUUUCAUUUCUACAUGCUUUUAGGAUUGGCAUUUCUAUGUGUAAUUUAGGGGUAAAUUUAGAGCAUGCAGAAGUGAAUAUAAUUUCACCAGUUCCAGAAAUAGUAAGAUCAUUGGUAUAUGAAGUACUGAUGUGAUUUGCAAUGUCCCCCGAUAGAAAGAGCAUGACCUUCAUUAAUCUCUGACUUGCACAGGGAUUUCCUUCCUAGUAAUUUCCCUAAUGCUUUCAGAGGUCAGAGAAAAGAUUUUAAGUAUCUCUUGAAAAAAUCCUUCUUUUGUUAGAAUCAUAAUUUGAGGUGGAAGGUAUCUCUGGAGGUCAUUUGGUUAAAUCUUGCAUGCAAAGUAAGAAGACCAAGUUCAAACUUAGAAGUUGUUAUAAUCUCCUUAAUUUGCCUGUGCAAUUAUAUUGCCUGAUAGGCAUUUAUCUGGUCUUCUGCAAAGCCUUUGACACGAUCGCCUACAAUAACAUUCUCUUUAAACUGGAGAGAUGGAUUCAAUGGGUGGACUGUUGGGUGAAUAAAGAAUUGGUUAGAUGGUUGCAUCCAGAAGGUGUUAGUCAAUGGCUCCAAGUCCCAAUGGACAUCAAUGACAAGGGAUGCCGUGACAGGGAUCUGUAAUGGGACCAGUGCUAUUUAAUAUCUUUAUUAAUGGCAUAGGCAAAGGCAGGAAGUGCACCCUCAUAUUUGCAGAUGGCACCAAGCCGAAUGGUACAGUUGACACACUUGAAGGAUGGGAUGCCAUCCAGAGGGAUCUGGAUGCCAUCCAGAUGGACCAGGCUUAAGAAGUGGCCCAUGGGAACCUUAUAAGGUCUUACAAGACCAAGUGAAAGGUGCUGCACUUGAGUUGGGGCAACCCCUGAUAUCUGUCCAGGUGUGGAAUGAGCAGAUGGAGAGCAGCCCUGCCCAGAAGGACCUGGGGUUGCUGGUGGAUGGGAGGCUGACAUGAGCUGGCAAUGUGCACUCAUAGGCCAGAAAGACAGACAUGUCCUUUGAUUCUGCCCCUCUGCUUUGCUCUGGUGAGGCCCCACCUGCAACGCUGUGUCAGCUCUGGGGUCCCCAGUACAGAAAGGCCAUGGACCUGUUAGAGUAAGUUGAGAGGAGGCCACUAAGAUGAUUAGCAGGAUGGAGCACCUCUCCUGUGAUGAAAGGCUGAGAGAUUUGGUUUUGUUCAGCCUGGGAAAAAAAAGGCUUUGGCGUGACCUAAUUGCAGCCUUUCAGUACCUGAGGGGAGCCUACAAGGAAAAUGGAGAGAGAAUUUUACAAGGACAUGUAGUGACAGGACAAGGGGGGAUGAAUUUAACUGAAGGAGAAUAGAUUUAGAUUAGAUAUGAGAAAGAAAUUCCGAACUGUGGGGGUGGUGAGAAGUUGUGGAUGACCCAUCCCUGGAAGUGUUCAAGGCCAGGUUGGAUGGAGCAUUGAGCCACCUGGUCUAGUGGAAAGAGGCCCUGCUCACAGUGUGGGGGUUUGAGCUAGAUGAUCUUUAAGGUUCCUUCCAACCCAAACCAUUCUAUGAUUCUAUGCAGAAUAGAUCUUGCUUAUCUCUGUUUUCAACUCUAUCAUCCCUCAGAAAUAAUAGUACAUAAGCAUGCAAGCCUGCACAGCUUGUAGGCAACCUAAAAACAGAUGGAACAGUUCUAGUGUCUGAAGUCUCCAGAAUCUGUGGUAAACAUACAGAAGUGUAGCACAAAGAGAACAGUGUAAAGGAAACAACACUGUUCCUGUAGGCUGUAAAGGCAUUAGAAGCACGUGUAAUAUAAGCUAUACCAUGUGCAUUGCUGGUUUAACAACUGGUGAUUCUAGGAACAUAUUAAUUCCCUAACUCAGAAGCCUGUGACAUUUGAUGUCUAAUGCUAAAAUCACCCAUGCCUUUGUAAGACAGGAAGAAGCUAUAGAACAGGUUUUAUCCCUCAAGAACCCAAAUUCAGGUGUGGUUGAACAACUUAGUCAUGCAGUUCAGAGGGACUCACUAGAAAUGAUGACCAUUGAACACAAAGGCUCUGCUGUCACUGCCUGGCUACUUAGAUCUCCACAUCAGAAUGGCCACAAAGAAUCACAUUUUCACAUCUUUGAGAAUACUGACAGAGCCUUUUCCUUAAGACACAACGUGUGCUUAGUCAUUGUUUGCCUUUCCUCACAGCAGGAGAUGCCAAGAGAAACCUCAGGGCCAUUGCAAUGCAAGUCUGAAGGUUUUCUUUCCCACUUAACACUAAAAAUGAAGGAAGGGUAUCUGGUAGCCAAGGAGAAUGCUAGAUGCUUGGCACCACACAGCCACAUUCCCUGAAGGUCACUGAGCACCAGGUGCAUGUAGUCCUCCUCUGGGUAUACAGAGAGCUGGACAUGCCAUCAGCUAGUAAUGCAGAGGGACAGCUCUGAAUCUCUGUUCUACUGCUGAGUACAGCACUGCAAAGGCAACCAAACAACCAUACAUCCUCAACCUCCUCCUAAACAGGAAAAUUCUCCCAACCACUUGCCUGAUUGUUUGACUCCAAGUUCACCUCUGAGCAUUGACCAACACAGGGGCAUCCCAGGUGACUCUGUGACUCAGAACCAUUCUUGUAAUCUGGUUUCUCUGACACUUGUCCCUCCAGAAAACCUCCUGUUGCUACCAGUAGUAAAUUAUCUGUGUUGCUACACACCCUCCAGGAAACUAUUCAAACCUAUGAAUAAAGGGGUGGGACCACAUUUCUUUUCAUUGCUCCCCUUCUAUGCUAUGAGAGUAUUUGGGCAAACAGGUUCACUUUGCAUGAUAUAACUCAGUCUGAAUUGUUCCCUCUCUGGGAAUUGAUAUUCCUCAAAACUAGGCAGAAUUACACUUUCUAGGAUCUAUUGUAAUAAACUCUUUAAGCUAAACACUUUGGUUUUACAAGCAUUAGUGGGUAAUGAUAAAGAAUUAAUAACUAAUUCAAGAAAAAGCUUCUUGAGGAAAAAUAAUGCCUUUUAGAAGUUCAAGCUCAAGGCUGCUGGCCUCAUUCACUGAAGGUCAAUUCCUACCAGUCAUGAAGAAGCGGCAUAGUAAUAUCCCUGUGGGUACUACAAUCACUUCUCCAUACAUCAUUUUUAAUUCUGCCACCAAAACAGGCUUACCAGACUGGAGGUCCAUAUUCUGAAACCCUCUGGUUUCAGAACCCAUACUGAGACCACUGGCUGACAAAAUUGAGAGGUGUCCUUAAUGUAACAUCCAUCACAGAUAGGCCUCUUUAGGAGGAAACUCAGAGAUGGGAGAAGGUGAGAGUGGAGCAAUACUUUGCUGCAAGAUCAAGCUCUGCCUUAGGUUAGACCAGCUGCCUUUAAAGACAUUCAAAAUCAGGAAAUACAUGUCUAAAUUGGAACUUUAGAGGUUUUUAGGUGUCUGAGUUAUGAGUAAUCCUGGACCAUGCUCCAUGUACAGGAAGGAAUGAUUAUUGCAGCCUCUGGCUGCAUGGCUGUGUGAGGAAGUGAGUGAGGAACUUGUGCUGGAUUUCUACAAUGGCAGGGCUGGGACUGCUCAGUUCUUCCAUCUUCAUCCUUUACUACCAGACCGGCUUCCAUCCUUUCUUACACAGAAAAAAAUAAACAAACCAAACUCUUUUACCCACUAUGCAUUAUUGGAACAUUGGGCAGAGCUAUGCCAGCUGCAACAAGCAGACUUGGGGUGGCAGAUCCUUUACUAACUAGAGGAGAGGUACAGCAGAGGACCCCAGCAGAUGUCAAUGUUCAAGCCAGCCAGGCCUAAGUGUGAGCAGGUGCUUGUGCAGCCCAUUCCUGCAGCACUAGUCCCAGUUGAUAAAUUCUGCCAAGAAGCUCGAUUCAUAGGCCAGGCCAAAUAAAAAAGCCUAUACCACAGAGGAAAGCUGGCAGGUAGGUGCCUACCCCAUGCCUUGUGGACACAGGCUUGAGCCUUAACUAACGGAAAUAUCAUAGCCAUGUUUUGCAGAAAAAAAUAUGUUUGCUAUAAUUCAGAAUUUGGGUUACAUCAAAGGUUUCCACUGCUAGCCAAUGGAAAUUCACUGGGGUGUGUAAAAUAUCUUAGGUUUAUACAUUAGGUGGAUGGAGCCAGGAACAUAGGAAAUGGUGUCUGACUAUGCAUGAUUUAUAAUCUGUUAAUGUGUGACACCUAAACCAUUUUACCCAAUCUCAGUAUUAAUUUUUGCACCUCUUUUUCUUUCCAUUAUUCUCAAGUCGAAUGUUCUUGUUUCAACUUAUGCUUGCUGUUUCUUGUCCUCCUGCCACUUAACUUAUCACUGUGAAGAGCCUGGUUUGUCUUCUUGAAGACACCCUCAGAGAUGCUGGCAGGCUGCUCUCAGGUUCACCUGAAGCCAUCUCUUCUCCAGGCUGAAGAAAUACAGUUCCUUUAGCUCCUCUGCACAUGGCUCUGACUCCAGUCAUUCUGGGGAGUCUCAGCUAAACUUGGCUCCAAUUUCUCCUUUCCUGGAGGGACUCGAAAGGACACAGUGCCUAUAUGUGGUCUGACAUACAUGUGGUGCUGAGCAGCAGCAUAAUCCCUUCCCACAGCUCCUGGCUGUGCUCUCUCCAGCACAGUCAGGAUGCCAUUACCUUCUUUGCUGCCAGGGCACACUCCUGAUGCACAGGCCAUGUGCUGCCUGCCAGGACACCCCAGAGCCCUUGCAGUAAAGCCAGUCACCCCCAGCAUGUAUUGAUGCAAGGGCUCAGCAUUCCCCAGGUGACAGGAACUUUGCAUUUGUCCUUGCUGAAUUUCACAAGGUUCCUCUUGGCCUAUUCCUCCAGCCUGCCUAGGUUCUUCUGUAUGGCAGCACUGCCCACAGCAUAUUCACUGCUCCCUCCAAUUUGAUAUCAUCUGCAAACCUGAGGAAAGGGGAUUUUAUCAUCUCCUUGAAGUACCUGGUAAAGAUGUUAAACAGGACUCUUCCAGUCUCUAGAUCCCUGUGGCACUCUACUAGGUAAACAGGAAAAUGUUGUCUGGGUAGAGAACAACUCACUUAACCAUUCUCCUCUGAGCCAAAUGAAUAACUUUUUAGCCGUGCAGACCAUAACAUCCAUCCCAACUGGGAUACAAGAAUGUUGUUGGAGACAAUGUUAAAAACCUUGCUAAAUUUGAGAUAAAUUAUAGCCACUUCUCUCCUCUAAUCCACAAAUCCAGUCAUAGAAUCACAAAUAUAAUCAGGCAGUUGGACAUGAUUUACAUUUAGUAGAUCCAUGCUGCUUGUUUCUGAUCAGCUUCUCCUUCAUAUGCCCACAAAUGUGCUCCAACAGGACCCACUCCUUUAAGUUCCACAGGGACCAAAGCAGUGCUGUUCAGUUUAUAGUUCCCCAGAUUGUCUUUGGCCUUCCCGAAGAAACGGUGCAACAUUUACCUAUGUCCAGUUAUUAAGAACCUUCCAUGAUCUCCAUAACCCUUCUGAUGUGACAGAGUGGCCCUGCACAGACAUCUAAUUUUUCUUUUUUGGCAACCUUGGAUGUGGUCUGUCUGCUCCCAUGGUGUUUUCUGGUCAAACUCUCUCAAGUAAUUCCCAGCUAAACACUCAUCUACUGCUGGUAAUUCUCUUUGGACCCUUUCCCUAAGCACAGAUACGUGGGAUAGUUUGGUGGUAGAGUUAGCAAAUAAACCUUAGAAUGCCUCCAUUUUAUCAGUGUCUGCUGUCACUCCAUCACCUCCUCCAUUCCAGCAAUGGUUCCAUGUAUUUCAUCCUCAGCCUUUUUAUACCAACAAAGCAUUGGAAGCUUUUCUUGUGCUUCCUGUGUAAGUCUCAACUGCAUUUAGGCUUUGUAUCUCCCAAGGCUACUUGUACAAACUCAGGUAAUACUUCUAAAUUAUUCCAUUGUAGCCUGUCCCUGCUUCCAUCUCCUCUAUACUACCUUAUAUAUUGGAGCUCCACCAAGUUCCCUGUUCAGCCACACCAACCUCCUGACAAAGCUACCUGUAGAUGUGCAGUGAAAACAAGAACGCUGCCCAAGAGAGCAAGAAUACUUCAUCAUGCUUCCUGCUCUUAGACAACCAGGAAUUUAUGAUCUUCUGUAUUCUGAAGAAUGUCAGUACAAGCAUUAUCAUCCUGUUCUCCUGAGGCUCAUAACAUAUAUAAGGCACAGACACCUAUGGUAAAUAUAAUGUUUUAGAAACUAACUCUAAUAAAAAUUAUCACAGAAUCAAUAUAUCCCAUUGGAAUACAUUUUCCUCAAGCAUUUCAAACAGUCUCACAUGGGCAUUCAGCUUAUCCAUUUCUUUCUUAUUUUCUACUUCUUUCACUGCUUUAAAUAACUUAAAAAAAAUAAAUUAGCACCUAGAGCAAAUUGCCACAUUCUUCACCACAGCCACAUGAAUAUAUAGGCAUCUCUAUGUAGUUUAAUAUAUAGUCUUAAAAAGUACAUUGCAAUUGUAGUUCAGCUGGCUAAAAUGGUUAUUGAGAUGCAAUUUAACACCAUGUAUGAUGACAAAAAUAGUAUAUGUGUCACAGAGAGAGGGAUUAAGAUGGUUAUUUGGAAAGCAUUGCUCUAGAUUGUCUUGAUUUAAUAGGUUUGCAUGGGUACACAACCCAUAAAAUGCUAUUUCUUUUUUUUCCUCCUUCUUUUCCUUUUUAUUGAAGUCAUACGUAAACUACUCAACAUGGGGAUAAAUGAAUGAACAAGAUCAAAGUAGUAGCUUAAUCUGUGUUUCUUUAUGCUUUUGUGGCAAGGGAGAACAGCAAAUUGUAAAAGAAUUUCUGCCUACCUGCUGUGUGCAGUGUGCCCAGCUAAAGCUCCAGGUCCCACCCACUCCUGGCAUGGAAAGAUUGCUCCAUGCAGAUCUUUCAACAUAGGGAGGAAAAGUUUCAAUUGAUUUUUAGGUGGGUGGGACCAGGAAGUCACAUCACUCAAUUUUGCAGACAGCAGCAGCAGCAUACUGAUGCACAGAGCUGACUACACAGAGCUGUCUUGGCUCAGGAGUGUGUGUGAACGUGUGCAUUUUGGGCUCUGAAUCCCUGAGGCCUGAGUGCUGCACCUCUGCAUCCUCAGUGCCAGAUCUGUGCUUAAGUCCCACAGAGGUCCUGUGUUUAAUCAAGUGAGUCCUGGAGAUGCUGGGGGAGUCAGGGAACUGCAGCUUCUCAUUGGUAUGAAGCAGUACAUCUUCAUGCAUCUGCAGAGCCGUGAUCUCAAAUGAUGCAAUUUCAUUAUAUGUCUUCUUUUUUGUCACAUUUUUCUUUACUUUCGUAUUUUGCAAAACAAACAUAACUCUUAAAAAGUAGCCAGAUGUCAAUCAUUAUUUUGGUUUUAUUGAUGUGGAUAUAAUUCAAACCUAAACAGUCCUAAAAAGUAUAAGUGAUAUCUUUUUGAAAGCAGACUUCAGUGAUGAAUCCCUUGUUCAUUUUUUUCUCUUACUAGAUGCAAGUUUAGCUAUCUUGUUAACCUCUCAGCAGUAAAUUUUCUAGAAAGAGAUACUAAUUUUCCCAGCUUCAUACAAUAGAAGUUUUUAUAUCGGUUUCCCACAACAUUCCCAGAGUGCAUGGAACACCACUAUGAGGAGAGUGGAAGGAGUCACAAUGAUGAUCAGUCAGCCAGUAGAAGAUUAAGUGAAACAUUGCAGAAAAAUGUGAAUACAGAAUUGGCAGAUGCUUACCAUGUAAGCUGAUGGAUUUAUUUCCCACUGUGAGAUAAUUUCUAGGUCUUGAAAAGGCUUUAAAGUUUGUCAGAGAAAAUCUGAAAUGUUGUCAGUAGGUCCAACAAGGAAUUUCAAUUCAAUAACUCAGGAACACCAGAGCUUUCUGCAAGUCUGUGUUUGCAGGAGAGAGAGAACUUUCUCAAGAGCUGAAGAAGCAGAAAUACAUUUUCUGCAAAACCAAGAACAAGGCAGACACAAGUGAUACCUAUGAUCUAUAGUAGACACUUACUAAAGUAUAAUACAGUUUUUUCAUCAGAUUUCAUCAUAUUUCUUUCCUGUUUGUAGUGGAGGGUCUAGCUAGGUAACUGGAGAUACACAUAGGCACUUCAUCAGCUGAAUCCCAGCCUGGUUUCUUUCACUGUGCACCAGAAACCAAAAAGAUUUCAAGUGAGGUUAAGUAUUUCUUUUUUGAGUAUAGCUAGAUGCAGAAAUGUAUGAACAUAUUAGUUCUGUACAACAAAUUACAUCUUCAAAGUAUCCCAUAAACACAAACUACACAGCAAUUAUAUUAUCCUAUUAGUAAUGCACAGAAUACUGACCUAUUUAUUCUUUUGCUAUUAUGUAAAAUUAAUGAGCUGUGUUUUUUUGACCACUGAUUUAUCCUUCUUCCAAAUACCUGUGGAUUAAAAUUUAAGCGACUUAAAUAGCUCCACAAAACUACUGGUAGGCAGAAAAAGGCAAGACUAUUCAAGUAUUUGAAAUGCACUGCUACAGACUGUAAACACUCUGAAGGUUACGUGAACAUAAAGUCCCAUUCAAAAUCAAAUUCCAGGGUAGAAAAAUAAUUUUGUUUAAAGAAGUU
This is a messenger RNA of Prinia subflava (tawny-flanked prinia), 9564 nucleotides long. RefSeq names its product collectin subfamily member 10 (gene COLEC10). Bases 129 to 962 code for a protein of 277 amino acids. The record is from RefSeq and is a predicted model, not a curated record. NCBI's taxonomy places the organism in Eukaryota, Metazoa, Chordata, Aves, Passeriformes, Cisticolidae. The transcript is spliced from 6 exons.